Molecule: messenger RNA, 5354 nt
Organism: Dendrobium catenatum
Lineage: Eukaryota; Viridiplantae; Streptophyta; Magnoliopsida; Asparagales; Orchidaceae
Product: aspartic proteinase-like protein 2
Exons: 7
Coding region: 212-1366 (384 amino acids)
Biological process (GO): proteolysis
Molecular function (GO): aspartic-type endopeptidase activity
Source: RefSeq, a predicted model, not a curated record
AACCGUUCAAUGAUUUCUCCGUCGCCGUCGCCUAGCUCCUGUCUGAAUCUCCCUGUUAUCCUUUCUUCCCUCUCUUGUUUCCCCUCUUUCGCGUUCUCAGGAAAGGUGCUGCUUACUUGGGAGAAGCUUUACAUCCAUUAUCCGCUGUUGCCGAGAAAACUCCCUUUCCACCUCCUAAAACUUUUCAAAAUCUACACCGGAGUUUGAUUCCAUGGAAUUUCGAUUGCUUCUUAGCCCUCAUCAUCUCCUCAUUCUUAUCCUCUAUGUCACAUCUUCAUUCCAGUUCGGAAGUGCCACUGGCGUGUUGAGGGUUCAGCGCAAGUUCUCCGGCCAGCGGCAACUUAUCACAGAACUUCGCGCCCAUGACGUCCGCCGCCAUGGCACGAUUCUUAUCGAAAACUCUAGGGGCACUGUUGAUCUCCCACUUGGCGGUCUUGGCCUUCCUACGGCCACUGGGCUAUACUAUGCUCAAAUUGGGCUUGGGACUCCUUCGAAAAACUACUAUGCGCAAGUGGACACAGGGAGUGAUAUUCUUUGGUUGAAUUGCAUCACCUGUGGGCAUUGUCCCAAGAAGAGCGACCUCGGGAUAGAGCUGACUCUUUAUGAUCCCAAAGGUUCUUCAAGCGGAAGGUUAGUUUCUUGUGAUGGAAGCUUCUGUUCAUCCACAUAUGGAGGAGAUGUUCCAGGAUGCUUGUCUGAUAUGCCCUGCGAAUACAAAGUGCAGUAUGUUGAUGGAAGCUCAACUUCAGGGUUCUUUGUAAAUGACUAUGUGCAGUACAAUCAGGUUUCUGGUAAUCACAAGACAACAACGGCCAAUUCAACUGUUAUAUUUGGAUGCGGCGCUCAGCAAUCAGGGGAUCUAGGAUCAUCAUCUGAAGCACUUGAUGGUAUUCUAGGUUUUGGGCAGUCAAAUACAUCCAUGCUAUCACAACUAGCUUCUGCUGGAAAAGUGAGGAAGAUAUUUGCUCAUUGCUUAGACACUAUAAAUGGUGGUGGUAUAUUUGCCAUAGGAAAUGUGGUGCAACCAAAAGUGAAUUCGACACCUAUGGUGUCAGACACGUCACAUUACCAUGUUACUAUGAAAUCAAUUGGAGUUGCCGGGACAUCCCUGAAACUUUCAACUGAUAUAUUCCAAACAGGGGACAUGAGAGGAACAAUAAUUGACAGUGGAACAACUUUGGCUUAUCUACCUGAAGAUGCUUUUAAACCAUUAAUGAAUGCCAUCUUUUCUUAUCAACCUGAUUUGAGCUUCCAGACCAUCCAAGACUUUCUAUGCUUCCAAUUUUCUGGAAGAUGGAUCAACAUAACGCAUCAGUUACUGUCCAACUGUGAUGUGGAGCUAGUAUUUAACUGGCAAAUGCUGUGAUCAACACUGGAAGCUAUUGAGCUUCCAUCGAAUUUGGUGGCCUCCACUUUCUAUCAUUCGUUGCAAGGAAUGCCGCUGUUCCUGUGAAUGACAUGGAAUAUGCAGGGCUUGCCAGGAGGCCCCACUCUACUGAAGCUGCCAUGCGUCGUGUGUAUCUGCCAGCGCUUACUACUGAGGAGACUUGUAGGAGUAUUUCUGUAUUUGAAUGGUUGUCACAGCCCGAAGCCCCGACUACCAUAAGGGUUGUAGCUGGAAGAAGGAUUGUCGUGGUGACUACAAACACCACAUCUCUACUGGUCGGGUUACCUGCACCCGUGAAGAAUACUGCUAAAGUUUCCUCAUAUGGAGGAAAGUUAACAAGAAGCAGAGAAGGAAGAUAAAUGCUGAGCUUCGAGAUAAACAACAACUAGUGCCAGUGCACCCAUCAAACAUGCUUGCCCAAGAGCCUGAAGCUAAUGUUCCGACUUGGAAUAAGUUUAUUGACCUGAGAUGGGUCAAGAGGAAUAACUAUACUAGGGAGCUGAAGAAAUUCUUUCGGGACCGACAACCUGAAGUCCCAGCCCCUCCAAGGAAGAAAGAGCCUGAAACCUUGUCAGCCCGGGUGUAUAGGAUAGUGAAGAGAGUAAAGGAUAGGGACUGAAGAAGAAGAAAUUCUAGCGGCCAUUAACAAUUAAAGCCAAAAGGCCCCACCACGGGAAUCAUUGCCUGUAGAAGAUCGAAGAAAAUCCAGGCCAGCCUUAUGCGGAUAGCAUUGGGGCAUGACGCUUAAACCUUGGGUUCAGGGAUUCGUCGUCGAAAGGUCACGACGAAAAGGUAAGCAAGUUUGUAGGCCAAGGCCUCGUAGAGAAGAGAAGAACAAAAGAAGAUUUGACCUGGGCGUGACAUCCGGUAUGGAUUCCUGGAGAUCCUCCCCCCAAUAACAAACAACGUUAGAAAUGGGUCCCAAGGAAGGCCUACGACGAUGCCCAUUCCGGCGGUCGACACAUUGGAGAAUCCUCUGGGGGAUCCUGUCGUUUACCAAAUCCAUUCAAAGAAAUGACCAACUUCGAUCGCAGCCAACUAGUCGAAGAAAUCUUCCUUCCAAAUCAAGAACCGGAGAUCCAGUGGCGCCGCCGCUCAGAGAUUCAAGCACUAGAAGAGGAAGAAAAUAUAGUAGAAGAACAAUAAAAUUUAGAAGAAGGAGAAUAUAUGGAAGAAGAAGAGGAAAAAAUGAACGCCUCCAUAAACAUUGAGGUCGUCUACAUGGUGAGGCACACCAAUACUAAUGAAGAGGCUUACUAUGAUGAUGAUGAAGAUGAGACGAUCAACAACCACCGGUUAGGCAAGUAUAUCGAUUUUGUUGUGAGGCUGGGCCCAUCGACAAAGACGGCCUCUCUUCAGAAGAAGAAAGAGAAGAAGUCGAGGAGAAUACAUUUGCUGAUGAAAACACCACUCGCCGACAUGCGAAAGCAGAUGAGGCGAGAAAUGAGAGCCAGAGACAGAGAAAUCUCUCAAUUAAAUGAGAAAAUGACUGAGAUGAUGGCUCGGAUAGGGGCGAUGAUGUAAAUGAUGCAGAGGACUGCCACUAUUGGUGCCGUGUUUAAUCCUCAUGCCGAUUCUUCAAAGUUCUCAAUUCCUCAAGUCUUAGGAGUACAGGGCACUCUUGAAGGCGAUAAUGAAGUCAAUAACAUUAUCCGCCAACGCACUCUGCAGAACAUUGCAAGUACCUCUGAGUCUGUGACGGCUGCACAACUCGAGGGAAUCAUCAUCAAGAAAAUCAAGGCUAUUAUAGCUAUUGAUCAGGUGAAGAAACUAGUGGGCAAGGGUCGUCCGUAUCCUGCCGAAUAUGAUCAAGUGCCGUACCGAAAGGGGUAUUCGGUCCCAAAGUUUCAUACCUUCAACAGUACUAACAACCUUAUGGAGCACUUGACACAAUUUAAGGCACCUGUGGGAGUACAGGGGAAAAUGAUGCACUACUUUUCCAAAAAUUCGUCAGCAGUUUGACAACAACUUCUUUCGAAAGGUACGCUGAAUUGCCAAAUGACUCUGUGAAAAGAUAUGCAGUAUUGGAAGCUAUGUUUGUGAAGAGAUUCGCCAGUACGACCGAGAAGAUUAUAGUCGCCGACCUUGCUUUAUAUAAACAGAAGAAAGAGUCAUUAUCGAAAUAUAUAACUCGUUGGUGCAACUUGAGCAUGAAAUGUGCGCAACAGCUCAAAAAAGAACAUGCUGUGCUGUUGUUAAUGGGCAACAGUGAUGGAAAGAUGCAACCCUUCCUAUGCAUGACUACAAUUACCACAUUUCAAUAUCUGUUGGAUAUGGUGGCUAAGUUUGAGAAGUUAAACUUGUCAAGAUCAGAGAGCCACUAUGAUAAAGCCAAAGAAGGCUAAAGUCUCAGGUGCUAGAAGAGGUGAGGCCAUGUCUAUAAUUUUCUCUAGAGCUGAUAAAGCAAACAAGUGGUUUAUAGCGUAGACAAAUGCAAGCAACCGAUAUAAUAUGAAGAAAAGCCUAAACAAGUCUACAACCCUAACCCCCAACCGAAGCUGAUACUUGUGGGGAACGAUAGACCACGAACCUUCCAAGGUGGAGGGGAACGCGAGAGGUUGGCAAUCGAAACUAGUGAUAGAGCUUUCCCAUCCCUCAAGAAAAGAUAAAUAAAGAUUAUUCAUUUAAGAGGGAGAGUGUCGCCAAGUUAUUUCGACAAGCAUUAAAAGCGGGCUUGGAACUGUGGAGUGCAAGAGGCCCGAGGAGUCAAAACACACUAGUGACCCAAAUUAUUGCCCCUACCAUCGGGUAAUCAGCCAUCCUAUUGAAGAUUGUUACAUCUUCAAUGAUUGACUCGAAAGAAAUACUGGAAAGGGGAACUCACACUGUCAGAUAAUGUGUUAAUUAAUCCUAGAAAAGAUUCAACUCGGGUAGUUAUGACUUCCUCCCUUCCCCUAGUUGAAGAAAGAAUAAUUAAAAAGGAGCUGAUUCAAGAAGAACAGUGAGUGAUUGCGGUCUCCAAGAAGACUGUAAAAAUUUUGAAACAGCUCGAAGGAGUUUCAGGGGUGAAGUGGAAAUUUCCUACGUAGCCAGUGCUAAAUUUGAAAGAUCUGCCUAUGAUAGGAGCAUCUACUUCUAAGGAACUCCCUAAUCAAACUGGUUCUUCAAAGGUUGGAAAGAUAAAGUCUUCUAAGAAGAAAACCAAGAUAAAAAACUAAGCAGAAAACGAUAGCAACCCAAAGGGUUAUCGACAGUUUGGAUGAAUACUACUAGAUUGUGAGGCGACCUAUCAAACUCAUUGACUUCAUGUUUGAGCUUAAAAUAGAUGAAGUCGAAUAAAAUGAUGAGAAUUCUUUUCCCGUAAAAGUAUGUCGUGUCAUCUCAGUGGCACCAAAUACUCUGUCAAAAGAAUGAAAUGAGGAGGCAACCCGUGAAUCCUGUAUGAUGGUAUCACUAAUUGAUUACAUUUCGGAGCAAAAUUUGUAUUUUCCAAAAAUAGAUGAGUCGGACCCCGACAUAGCAUCAUGGGACAUUUAAACCUUAGUGGUGACUCUAUGUCAACAUAUGAAUCUCUAGACACAACAAUGAUUGACUCCGAAGAAAAUGCAUCAUUAAAUGAGUUUAAGCCAGAGGAAGUCACUCAAGUGCAGCUAAGAAGUACCGAAGAAAGGCAUCUCCAAUAAAGAUGAGAGAAGAAUAUAGUUGUUAAUGAAGAUAUCAUCCUGAAGAACUCGAAGAAGAAAGAUACUUCAGUCAAAGGGAUAAAUUAUAAUAGUUUAUCCCAUCUAAGAAAAAUCCUGACGCAACUUAGCAUAUAAGAUGUUCUAUAAUGUCUAAAGACUUUCGGUAGACUUUAAUUCACGCCCUCAAAGCCCCGAAAGGUUUGAGGCAUAUUUUGUUGAGUGCAAUGUGACUGAAGUCGUACAUGCUCGUAAUGAGCCAUUUAUCACCUUCACUGAAGUAGAUAUGAUGCUCGGAAUGGCAGAUCAUAAUCACCCACUAUAUGUUAAAGCAAAAAGCAAUGGAA